Penicillium macrosclerotiorum is the source of this 843-nucleotide messenger RNA. Its product is annotated as WW domain-containing protein. NCBI's taxonomy places the organism in Eukaryota, Fungi, Ascomycota, Eurotiomycetes, Eurotiales, Aspergillaceae. The record is from RefSeq and is a predicted model, not a curated record. The transcript has a single exon. Gene Ontology annotation, molecular function: protein binding. Bases 1 to 843 code for a protein of 280 amino acids.
AUGUCUGAUCUGCCACAGGCCCCUGUGGCUUCCCAGGAAGAGCGUCCGGAUUCUUCGCCCGAGGGAUCGUCGCAGACUGGCGCCGCAGAGACGGAAGAAGCCAGGACAGAGACCAGAGACCACAAACACGAAAGCCGAGAAAGCCAAGAGCAGGAAGAGAAAGCUCAGAAGGAAGGAGGAGAAGAGCGACAACCGGAAGAUGACGACGAGCGAACCGCCGCCACUGCGCCGCCUCUCCCGGACGAGGUCCCUCCACCACUCCCUGACGAAGCUCCGCCAGGCCCCUCGGAGGACGAUGGAUGGGAGCCCGUGUGGGAUGGGAAUGCUCAGGCAUACUACUUUUACAACCGCUUCACUAAGAUGUCUCAGUGGGAGAACCCUCGUGUUCCAGAUGCAUCCGCCACAGCUCCUGGCACAGACGGCGACGCCCGCAACCAAGAAACUCCGCAGAAAAAGGAACCUGUGCUUGGAGGCUACAACCCUGCGAUCCACGGCGACUAUGACCCGACCGCUCCGUAUGCCCAGCAAUACGAGGAACAAGCGCCAGAUGCGGACGCGUCUGCUGACCCAGCGGCUGCGUACAGCGCCUCCGGCGCGUUCAACCGGUUUACCGGCCGUUGGCAGGCCGAGUCGAUCAAUCCCGAAAACUAUAAUGACGAGAAUAAGUCUCGUCGACAGAUGAAUGCUUUUUUCGAUGUCGAUGCCGCAGCGAAUAGCCAUGACGGUCGGAGUCUUCGUGCGGAGCGGAGCGCAAAGAAGCUAAGCAAGAAAGAACUGAAGAUGUUCAAGGAGAAGCGUCGAGAGAAGAAGGAAGAGAAACGCAGGGCGUGGCUGCGGGAUUAG